Molecule: messenger RNA, 2042 nt
Organism: Anguilla rostrata (American eel)
Lineage: Eukaryota; Metazoa; Chordata; Actinopteri; Anguilliformes; Anguillidae
Exons: 4
Coding region: 1057-1905 (282 amino acids)
Biological process (GO): response to bacterium
Source: RefSeq, a predicted model, not a curated record
CUUAACAGACUCAGGACCAAGACAGCAGCCCAGCACAGCUUCCCCCCUCACCACACCUCUCUGCCUCUACAACAGCUUUUCCCCUUUUCCUUUUGUUGUGAACCUAAAAUAGAUUUUUUCCACCAGAUCUUACCUCAUCUUGCCUCAUCCUGCACUACACUACAAACACAAACACAAACAAAUACACUCACAUAUACACACAAGCACACAAGCACACACACCCAUACAUACACAAACACAAACAAAUACACAUGCAGUAAGCGCACAUACACACACACACACAAACACACACACGUGCACACACCCGCAGACACAUGGACAGACAUGCAAACAUAAAUAUGCAAACCCACAUGAGCAAACACACAAACACACAGACACACUCAUACAUACUCAUGCAUGCACACACAUACACGUACACAAGCACAAACAUGUACAUGAAUGCACACGACUGUAAAUGAUGGCUUAUGAAGCACAGAAAUGCUUGCGCUCUCGCAUUCACACACACACACACACACACACACACACACACGCAUGCAUGCACACACACGCAGACACACACACACACAUACACAAGCACAAAUACAUACAUAACCGUACACCUACAUGGUAAAUGUUAGCUUGUGAAGCACAGAAAUGCAACUCCAGCAUUGCCGAUGGAUGUGGAGCUAUAGGUUCAGUGAAAGACGCACUUCUCCCUCCUGUGUGUGAUUUUUUUCAAUGUAAACUAUUUACCAUUUUAUGGAGAGUUCCACAUGAUUACAAUACAUAAAUAGCAACUAUAUAUACAUAACACAUAAUAAAGGAAAUAAUUGCAAGGGUUUACUUGUGUUCCUCUGUGAGUGCUCAUUUGCGGACCUUUGUCACCCUAUAAUUUCCUUCAUUGAGCAGCCAAUCAAAUCUGUCUUUGACAUGUGACCUCCUACGGUUCAGAGAUUCACUGGAAAUUAUUACCUCAAGUCCUCCUUUUAUCUGUACAGUUUGAGUUUUACAGCGCAGAGGACAAGCAGGGUCACAGGCAGAGGAGAGUCUCCAGAAGAGGAGAGUUCAGACACGGUGAUGCCACCACUCUGUGCGAUUCUUCUGCUUUUCAGCAAAGUCUAUGGUCUGCUUGGGAAUAUAGUUCAGCCUGACGCGCUGGUGAGAGCCCAGCUUGGAGACACUGUGACUCUCCCAUGUUUCCAUCCUUCCAAGCAAGUGACAUGUGUCAGCUGGUUGAAGCAACCUCUUGGGCUGAAGCCUCAGCUUGUAGCGAUAGUGUCGAAAUAUCAACCUAAUGCUACAUUUUUCAAUGAGUUUAAAAACAGUAAACGCCUCAGUGUUAAUGCAGAAAAGGAAAGCUUUAACCUGACUGUGUCACAAGUAGAGCCAUCAGAUUCAGCCACGUACUACUGCACUGUUGUGCACUUCAUGGAGAUGAGCUUUGGAGAAGGAACUACUUUAAUGGUGAUGGGUUCAAAGUCAAACAACAGGACAGUAGUACUGCAGCAGCCUGAGUCUGAAUCAUUGCAGCCUGGAGACUCUGUGACUCUGCAGUGUUCAGUACACACUGAGAUCUGUGCUGGAGAACACAGUGUGUACUGGAUCAGACAGGGCUCAGGAGAGUCCCCUCCAGGAAUCAUUUCCACCCAUGGAACCAGGAGUGAUGAGUGCCAGAGGAGCUCUGGGGCUGUGUCUCCCACACAGAGCUGUGUCUACAACUUCCUCAAGAGGAACCUCAGCUCCUCUGAUGCUGGGACUUACUACUGUGCUGUGGCCACCUGUGGAAAGAUCCUGUUUGGGAGCGGGACCAAGCUGGACUUUGAGGGAGGUGAAUUAUCCAGGCUUGUGUUACUCUCGAUCAUACGGACUGGAGUUCUUUGCUGCAUCUUGCCGAUAUUUAUCCUGACCUACUGCAAAAAGGCAUGAAUAAUAAUGCUAAUAUGGGCUUUCAUAUCAUUUAAUCAGCCAGUGAGUUGUAUUCAUAAUAAUAUCUCCUUCUACCUAUUCCUUUUCUUCUCCCUUAUUAUUAUGAUUGUUAUUAUCAUCGUCGUCAUCAUCACCAU